UCUCACUGCCCCACAUCUAGGACCUAACUGUUACCACUGAGUGCAAAAGCUGGCAGAUGGAGAGACGUGACAGUGCCAUCUAUUCUACUGUAGAGCUCCCCACUGUAGUCGAGGCCCAGGAUGACUGCAGACUACAGCGAAAGGCGCUUCCUUCUAGGUCUUGUUUUUUCUGUCUUGUGACAAUAGCUAUGGGGCUUUUGAACAUACUCCUUAUGAGUCUGCUGCUGUACCACCAGAUUCUGUGCCACGGUCUCCAUGGUUCCACUCGUGCCAGCUGUCCUAGCUGCCCGGACUUCUGGGUGAAAUAUGGUAACCACUGUUAUUAUUUCUCAGUGGAGAAAAAGGACUGGAAUUCUAGUUUGGAAUUCUGCACAGCCAGCGAUGCACAUCUCCUUAGGCUUAUGGACAAUCAGGAAAUGAGCCAUAUCCAACAUUUAAUCAAUAAAGACUAUUACUGGAUUGGUUUGAGGAAAAAUUCUAGUUGGAGGUGGGAAGAUGGAUCAGCUCUAAACUUUUCAAGGGUUUCUUCUAACAGCUUUGUACAGAGGUGUGGUGUUAUCAACGUACAUGGUCUCCAAAGCUCUAGCUGUGAAGUUCCUUUACAGUGGAUCUGUAAGAAGCUCAGGCUUUGAUGGAUGGCCACUCGAUCCUGAGCCUCAGAUCUGUCGCAUUUCCUUAAAAAGAAGGAACUGGCCACUGGGAUGUUGGGCCAGCCACAAAUAUAUAUUUAGUGAGCGCCAAACCUGUAAGACAGGGCACUGUAUGGAAGAUUAAUGCUGCUUGCUAGGGACUGACGCUUCACUGAUGGAUUGUCUGUGAGAUUAUUUAGCCACAAGAUUAAUGAUUUACAGCCUAGAUUUAGGUAAAUUUAUGAACUAGAUAGAAGCUUGUCUUUAGGUGUUCAUUCUAUCAAUUCAUGCUGGCUGCCUUUCACUACUUGUGUCACCUCUGUCAAACAUAUUUUUUCCUUCAUCAGCAGAUUAAUGCAUAAAGAAAAUGUGUUCUACUCAGCUAUAAAAAUGAAUGAAAUUUUGUCAUUUGCAGUAACAUUGAUGAGUGGGAGGACGUUAUAUUAAAAGAAAUAAUCCAGAUACAGAAAGACAAAUCCUUUAUGUUCUUACUCAUGUGUGUAAGCUAAAGAAAAGUUGAUCUCACACAUUUGGAGAAUAGAAUAAUAGUUGCCAGAGGCUAGGAAGGGGACAGGGUAACAGAGAGAGGUUAGUUUACAGAUUUGAGGAAUAAUUUCUGGUAUUCUGUGACUAUAGUUAGUAAUAAUUUAUUAUGGACUUCAAAAUAGUUGGAAGAGAGGACUCGGAAUGCUCCCCUGUGUUUGAGGCCAUGGAUGUGCUAUUCACCCUUGCUUGAUCAUUACAAUUUUAUACAUGCAGUGAAAUUCCACUUUAAAGACUUCUCCAAAUACAGCCUCUCUAACUGCAGUGGAACAACCA
Octodon degus (degu) is the source of this 1448-nucleotide messenger RNA. It is a transcript of the gene Klrg1, whose product is annotated as killer cell lectin like receptor G1. The transcript has 5 exons. NCBI's taxonomy places the organism in Eukaryota, Metazoa, Chordata, Mammalia, Rodentia, Octodontidae. The record is from RefSeq and is a predicted model, not a curated record. Bases 57 to 632 code for a protein of 191 amino acids.